This is a messenger RNA of Macrosteles quadrilineatus (aster leafhopper), 1770 nucleotides long. Its product is annotated as matrix metalloproteinase-17-like. The transcript has 11 exons. The coding region runs from base 24 to 1715 and encodes 563 amino acids. NCBI's taxonomy places the organism in Eukaryota, Metazoa, Arthropoda, Insecta, Hemiptera, Cicadellidae. Gene Ontology annotation, molecular function: metalloendopeptidase activity; zinc ion binding. Gene Ontology annotation, cellular component: extracellular matrix. The record is from RefSeq and is a predicted model, not a curated record. Gene Ontology annotation, biological process: proteolysis; collagen catabolic process; extracellular matrix organization.
GAUUUGCCUCACUUACUCCUGCGAUGGAAUGUUUGUUUAUUAUUUUAUUUAUGUCCCCAGUGUUAUGUGCGCCCGCUGCGAAAAUGAACUUCAACGAGAAUUUAAAAUUAGCUAAAGAGUUCAUGUCAAAAUUUGGUUACUUGGACACCGGCGACUCAAAUUCUGAGAGUCUGGUUCGAGUAGAAAAUGCCAUCAAAGACGUCCAAAGGUUCGGCAACAUAGCCCAGACUGGUCAACUUGAUAAUGCCACUUUACAGUUAAUGAACUCUCCUCGUUGUGGUUUACCUGACAUCACCCCGUCCAAGAGAAGUAAAAGAUAUGCUGUGUCGCCCUCUAUGGGGUGGAAAAGACGGACCAUAACAUACUUCGUAUCGAAUUGGAGCCCCAAGAUAGGACGAGAUGCAGUACGUAGGGAGCUUCACACUGCGUUCACUGCCUGGGCCAAGUACGGACGACUCAAGUUCCAAGAGUCUAGCUCUCCCGAUGCAGACAUUGUCGUGUCGUUCGGCUCCGGCUGGCAUGGCGACCCAUACCCAUUUGAUGGCCCAGGACUGACCCUUGCCCAUGCCUACUUCCCGAAUGACCAUGGAACAAUGGGAGGUGACAUCCACUUUGACGAUGACGAGACAUGGAAAAUACGACCUGGGGAGUUUGAAGAUGGAACGGAUUUCUUCACAGUCGCAGUCCAUGAGAUCGGCCACAGUCUCGGCAUCGCACAUUCCGACCAACCGGAGUCAAUCAUGAACCCUUACUACAAACAUUACGACAGCCGCAACUUCAAUCUGGGCUACGACGACAUUCUUGCCAUGUACGAGUUAUACAUUACUAAGCCUAUCGAUGGCGAUAAUGAAUCAUGGGAUGAAAACGAGACCACUAGUAGGACAACAAACGAACCAAGAACGACUCCUUCCACAAGAAGACCAUACUACACCUCAAGGCCACAAACAACCACCACUAGAAGACCAGAAAUGAACGUAACGUUUGUAGGAGACUCAGAAACUGUGGACAUGCACAAGUCACACGAUCCGACACACAACAUCCCGGACCCGGUAGCGCCCUUGAUACCGGACCAUGAUGUACCGGAGAAUCCCCGGGAACACACUCCAGAUUCCGCAGGACCUCCUGAUGCUUGUACAGGACUUUACAGCGCCGUGGCUAACAUCCGAGGAGAGUUGUUUGUUUUCAAAGAUAAGUUUGUUUGGAGAUUGUCUGGUCCCGGAAGAUUGAUGCCGGGAUAUCCAGUCCCCGUCUACAGGAUGUUCAACAAACUCCCCGAAUCGGUUGAUAAAAUCGACGCUGUGUAUGAACGCAGCUCUGAUAACAACAUAAUCAUUUUCUCAGGGAAAAAAUAUUGGGUCCAUGACGGCAAUCGGGUAAUUGAAGGCCCCAAUACAUUGUUGGACUACGGUUUGCCGAGUUAUGUGAAGAAAAUUGAUGCUGUUAUGGUUUGGGCAAAGAAUAAGAAAACUUAUUUGUUCAGCGGACAUGAGUUCUGGAGAUUCAACGAGACAACCCAUACCAUGGACCCAAAGUAUCCCAAAACCAUUGAUCUUUUCAGAGGGGUUCCUUCACCUUUAGAUUCGGCCCUCACUUGGACAGAUGGAAUCACUUAUUUCUUCAAAGACAACAUGUAUUGGGCAUUCAACAAUACGUGGCUGCGAACAGAAGCUUACUAUCCACAGCAGGCGUCCCAAUACUGGCUGGGUUGCCGAUAGAGCUGUUAUUGUGAUUACAUUGUAUAUAUUAGCACUAAACAAUUAAAUAUUUUAU